This is a messenger RNA of Saccoglossus kowalevskii, 3327 nucleotides long. RefSeq lists its product as uncharacterized. The record is from RefSeq and is a predicted model, not a curated record. Gene Ontology annotation, molecular function: nucleic acid binding. NCBI's taxonomy places the organism in Eukaryota, Metazoa, Hemichordata, Enteropneusta, Harrimaniidae. Gene Ontology annotation, biological process: DNA integration.
AUGUUGGGUUGGACAAUUUCAGGAAAACAGUCUUCAACAGAAAGUCAAACAGAGAAGCAGUUCUUCAUGAAAACCGGAUAUGAAGAAUUUGAGAAGCUGUGCUCACUGGAUGUUUUGGGAAUUAGGGAUGUGGAUAGCAAAGAAACUUCAAUGAUUCAUGAAGAAUUUAGACAACAGUUGAGUAUGACAGAACAGGGAUACUACGAAACGAAACUGCCAUGGAAGGAAGAUCACAUUCCUCUUCCUACAAACAAAGGCUUAUGCACAGCUCGACUGUACAGCACAUCAAAGAAACUAGAGAGAAUGGGGAAAUUAGAGGAGUACAAUGACAUUAUGAGAGAACAAAUAAAUGAGAGAAUUAUUGAGCCUGCGCCAUUUCAUCAAACAGGGGAGGUCAUUCAUUAUGUGCCACAUCAGGCUGUUAUCAGAGAGAAAGCAGAAACAACAAAGAUGAGGAUAGUGUACGACUGCUCAGCAAAAGCCAACACAAAAAGCCCCUCACUCAAUGACUGCUUAGAGACAGGCCCCUCACUACAGCCACUACUGUUUGACAUUAUGAUAAGGAACCGUAUGCGAAAAUAUUGCAUCAGAGGAGACAUCCAGAAGGCUUUUCUUCAAAUUCGAGUACACGAACAAGACAGAGAUGCAAUGAGAAUUUUGUGGUACAACAAUCUACAAGAUCGUCAACUGAUGGAGUACCGUUUUACACGGGUGAUCUUUGGAGCAACUUCAAGUCCAUAUAUCCUAGGAGUAACACUGCAAAAACACAUUGAGAACUAUACGGAAAACUAUCCAAUAACAGUCCAAACCCUAUUGGAUGAUACAUAUGUUGACGAUAUUCAAGGAGGAGGAGAGACAGAACGUGAUGUUGCAGUAUUCAAAGAAAAAUCUACCAAAAUACUAUCAGAAGGUGGGUUUUCACUUCACAAAUGGCACAGCAACAUCACCCAUCUUAGCUCCAAAAACAACAUAAAACAUGAAGGGACUGAUAACACAUCAACCAGUGACACAAAGAUUCUCGGUAUCCCAUGGAACAAGAUGGAAGACACACUGAUUCUUGACUUUGAGCCAGGCUUAAAAGGCAGUGAACCAACUACUAAACAGAAAAUGAUAUCGGAUAUUAACAGCAUUUAUGACAUACUUGGGUGGAGUUCACCAGUAAAUAUCACUGCAAAAUUGAUCUUCAGUGAAGUUUGUCUCCUUCAGUUACAUUGGGAUGAAAGGGUGCCAGAGGGAAUUCACAAAAAAUGGUGGAUGUGGAUAAAGAGCUUGCAACUAGCACCAACCAUAAUCAUACCACGCUGUGUGUUUACCGACACACCCACAAGUUUUGAGAUUCAUGGAUUUGCAGACGCCAGCAAAGUAGCUCUCUGUGCUGCAGUCUAUGUUGUGGCAUGCCGGGACUCAAAACCAGCACUAGCUGCAUUUCCCAUCACAGCCUGGAAUAGUUGGGUAGACAGCACAACAGUUUUGUAUUGGCUUCAAAACCACGGUGAAUGGUCAACAUUCGUUCGCAAUCGAGUAAGAAAGAUCGGAGAGCUUACAGAUGCUCAGUGUAGAUAUGUACCGACAACAGAAAACCCAAGCGACUUAGGGACCAGAGGCACAACGCCAGACCGUCUUGGUACACUUUGGUUCAAUGGGCCAAAGUGGCUUUCAAGUGAGAUAGACAGACCAGUUCAACCAGAGAUUUCUGAAUCAGCAGGCACGAAAACAGAAAAGAGGUCAACGAAGUACAAUAAAGCUAUGCUUCUGACAGAAGAUGAGAACGACUUGAAUAAAUGGGUACAAGACCUCCUGAGCCGAUUUUCCUUCUGGAAGCUUUUGCGCAUAACGACACACAUAAAGCGUUUUGCAGACAGCUGUAGAGGGAUGAGACGGAUUGGGCCUCUCACUAAAUCUGAGAUGUCAGCAGCGGAAACAGUAUGGAUUAAAAUGACACAACAAACAAACAGAAUGACAGUCGACAUUGCAAUAUCAGUAGAUCAUGACGGGAUACAGAGAUGCAGCAGUAGAAUCCAAGGUUACAAUCCAAUCUACAUUCCACGAAAGACAGCCUUAGCGAGACGGAUAAUUGAGCAUUGCCAUAUUCUAACAUUACACGGGGGAGUAGCCACAACAAUGAGUAAGGUGAGAGAGAAAUACUGGAUUCUAAAACUGAGAUCCCUAGUCAAAUCAAUACUACACAAUUGCAACCAUUGUAAAAAGUACCGUGCAAAAAUGUUGGAUGCACCUGUGACAUCAGUUCUGCCUGCCUUCCGAACUGAAUUUACUGAGCCCUUUGAUGUGACAGGUGUGGACUUUGCAGGACCACUUCACUACAAAUUAGGCAAGAGUGAAACGAAUAAGUCUUACAUCGCUCUCUUUACAUGUGCAACUACCAGAGCUGUACACUUAAAGCUGUGCAGAGAUAUGUCAACGAUAGAAUUCAAACGUGGACUGAAGGAGUUUGUUGCACGGAGAGGAUCACCAAGUUGUAUGGUGAGUGACAAUGCCAAGACAUUUGUUGCGACCAAGAUGUGGCUAACUAAGCUUCAGAAUGAUGAAGAUAUAUUCAACUACCUCACAACAAAGGGCAUUGAGUGGAGAUUUAACCUGUCACGCUCUCCAUGGUGGGGUGGUUUCUUUGAGAGACUCAUUGGCAUCACAAAAAGAGCCCUAUCCAAAACUAUAGGACGAGCGCUGCUGACGUUCGAAGAACUUGAGGAAGUACUGCUGGAUGUAGAAGUUUUCAUGAACAACAGACCAUUGUGCUACAUGGAGGAAGACUUAGAACAAGUAGUUAUCACUCCAAAUAUGUUGUUACGCGGACAGCCAGCACGUUACCUAGAGGACAAUGUUCAUGACUUAGAUGAUGACAUAGGCAAACGUCUAAAAUACCUUAAGACCUGUAGAGAACAUGUACGUAAACGUUGGUUGAAUGAAUAUUUACAUGCAUUACAGGAGCGUAAUACCAAGGGGUUAGAAACCAAAAAGCAUGAAUUGCCAGGAAAGAACUCUGUCAUUCUACUGAAGGACUCAACAAAGACCCAAGCAAAUUGGAAGAUAGGACGCAUUGUAGAUACCAUUGUUGGUAAGGACGGAGUGAUCAGAGGAUACAAAAUCAAGACAGGCAGUGGCUACAUCGUUGAAAGGCCACUCCAAUUGGUUUGUGACCUAGAAAUCAGCAAUACAAAUGAUGAAACUCCAGUGAGUGAUGAUAUUAAAUCAGAAGAACCAGUUGGGACCCUCAAGAACCAGAAUGUGAGUCGUCCAAGUCGAAAGGCAAAGACUGCUGCAGUGAACCGCUUAGUUGGUGUCAUUGCAAACGAGAUUGAGAACGAUUAG